Molecule: messenger RNA, 1114 nt
Organism: Hyposmocoma kahamanoa
Lineage: Eukaryota; Metazoa; Arthropoda; Insecta; Lepidoptera; Cosmopterigidae
Gene: tara
Exons: 2
Coding region: 295-1059 (254 amino acids)
Cellular component (GO): nucleus
Molecular function (GO): transcription regulator activity
Source: RefSeq, a predicted model, not a curated record
CGCGCUGGUGGGUUGGCAGGCGGCAGGCAGGCAGCGAGGUUGGGUUUUGUUGUUCGUGGAAGCGAGUCGCAGGUGGGCGCCGAGCGGCGGGCACCACCGAACCGGACCCGAGCAGCGCCGAGUGCGAAGCCCCGCGCCAAACAGCGUAAGCGGCAGCCCGCGGAGCCGCCGCGCGCCUCAGUCUGCGCUCGGCCCCCACGCUGCCCGUUCGUGAGUGACGCCGUGCUGUGACGCUUCUGACAGUUGUUAUCGUAAUCGUGACAUGUUUUCGUAUCGGAACUAUGGUGUAUCCCCAUGAAAAUGUGGAGUGAUUUCCAGGGCUCGGGCGGCGGGUGCGGCGCCAAGCGGCGCGCCGGCUCCCCGUGCGAGGGCGGCGGCAAAGUCGCUCGCUGGGAAGAUUCGAUAGCCAGACUUGAAGCCGUGGCCGCUGGUGCUGGCGGCGGAGAUUGUUGGCGGAGCGAAGAGGAAGAGAGGCGAGCCUGUCGCCGGCGAUGGUGCGGCGGCUGGUGUGGCGCACACGACACCAUCCGUGCCGAGAACGGCAAGUCCUACUUGGAGCUGGGAGGUGCUGCGGCGCGCGCCUGUUGCGACGGCCGCGCCGCCGGCCGCUGUGCCUCGCGACGCUGCUACCGCGAGAGGCGAGUCAAGAUGAUGAACUUGUGUGCGAUGAAGUUGGCGCGAUUUCGUCAGACGGCGGACCCUUCGCUGCGCCGGUCUGUGCUCGUGUGCAAUACUCUGCGUGGCAUCGAACGAGAGAUGGAGCGCGAGAGUGCCGAAGAGGCACCAUUCGAGGCUGCAGCGUGUGCGGCGAAUGGAGCUGCUCGCUGCGAGUUGUUGAACGCGCGAGACCCGGCCGGUGGCCGCGCUACGCCAUUCCCUGCUCCGCCGCCGCCCGACCGGGACUCCGGCUACGGCGACGAGGAGCAACGCACCAUCGAUUGGGGUUCCGUGUUGAGCCUCUCGUCACGUUCGGCGCUGGAUCCUCCCGAAGACACUUGGCCGGACGACUGGGGCUGGAGCGAGGACAGUUUUGUGCGGCUGCUGGUGCCGACGAGUUAGUGGGGGGCGCGCGGGCCGGAGUCGCCCGCGCCCCCUUGAGCGCCUGUGAUAUGCC